This is a messenger RNA of Nasonia vitripennis (jewel wasp), 3873 nucleotides long. RefSeq names its product MAGUK p55 subfamily member 6 (gene vari). The transcript has 9 exons. Gene Ontology annotation, molecular function: protein binding. The coding region runs from base 697 to 2646 and encodes 649 amino acids. The record is from RefSeq and is a predicted model, not a curated record. NCBI's taxonomy places the organism in Eukaryota, Metazoa, Arthropoda, Insecta, Hymenoptera, Pteromalidae. Gene Ontology annotation, cellular component: plasma membrane; cell-cell junction.
CCGCGGCGGGCAGUCGUGUGCGCGCCUCCGUGGCUGAACGUUUUUUCGAGAGGCUUUCUGCGGGACACUGCAGCACAACAUCUUCACUCCGUCUCGAUGCAACCCGCCGAGAUGUCGGCGGCGCGAGUGGCCACGAGCUUGCGGACCGCGAGCUUUCGCCUGCCGCUCAGGUUUCGCGUCGUUUGAAACCGUCCGCUCGUGUGCGCGAGGGCAGUUUUUUUCUCAAAGAAGUCAAGCGAAAAUCGUUGGAAAAGGAGGACUGCAUCGGCCCUAGUCUCUCGCGAGCAGCUCUUGAGCUGCGAUAGGAUCUGUCGGGGCAGCGGCGGCGGUAGCGGCGCUCGUGGAACCCGUUGCGCCUCUCUCUCUCUCUCUCUCUCUCUCUCUCUCUGUCUCUUCUCUUUCACUCUCGCAGACAGGUAGACCAUAACGCGGCUGCGGCGGCAGGUAGUAGCGUACGCGCUCGGUAGCCAUGAGGUAGUGUGUAACCGUCGUCUAGUCGCUCUCCAUGCAUGUGAUUCCUCUGGCGAACGCUGAGCGAGCGAGCGAGCGAGAGAGAGAGAGAGAGAGAGAGAGAGAGAGAGAGAGAGAGCAGUGAACCUGAGGCGCUUCGCGCACCUGCGCGGAGUCGGUGCAUUUCUAACGCCGAGGAUACGCGAGUGCUGACUGAGUGAAAACACAAGAGGCGAAGAGAGAGCCAUGGUGUUCCUCGGGAGAAAGGAGAAGCGAGUCGGCGAGCGGGACCGCCGGCUCCUCCAGAGCAUGGACGCCGUGCAGCAGGACGUCAACAAAGUCGCGCACUAUGAUAACGCGGCUUUCAUGCGCUCCCGCGACGGGAUAGCACCGGCUGCACAGCAGGAGGAGGAGGAAGAUGCACAGCCGGAGGACAGCAGGACGCAGCUGGACAGGAGCCCCGAGCCACAGGACACGGACCUGCUCUUCCUCGACGCCUUCAUCGGGGAUCCGCUCGUCAGGUCCCUCGUCCAGGUACAGGAACGUUUGGAGCACCCUCCGGUCCACGCGACUCCAGUCUGCAGCUCGAUCGUCGAGACGGUCCAGCAGAUAAGUCGCGCCCUCGAGCCGUCCCGUAAUCCGGAGUCUCGCGAGCUUUUGCUGCUGCUGCGGGGCAAGCAGCUCCGCACUCUGCUGGAGACCCACGACGCGGUCGUAGCGGCGCGACUUGCCAACGGCGAGCGCGAACUCGAGGAGUCGCAGAAACCCGAGAACGAGAGGCAGAAGCCGAGGCCGCUGCUCAGGACGAUGCCCAGCAACGACGACAGGCCUGCCGAGGCCGUCCGGAUCGUCGGUCUUAGGAGGAAGCCCGAUGAACCUCUGGGCCUGACGAUUCAAGUGGACGAGAACGGCAACCUGAUAAUCGCGCGAAUCCUCGGCGGCAGUACCGCUGCGAGUCAGGGCCUCCUACGACCAGGCGAAGUCAUUCUCGAGGUAAACGGGAAGCAGGUGCGCAAUCCCGACGAGCUUCAAAUCGCCAUCUCUGACGCCAAGGAGAACCUCACACUCAAACUCGCGCCCGGCAUCUCCGCCGAUGGCAGUAAGCCCAUCAAAUCGACGGAGUCCGAGAGCAAGUGCUAUAUGCGUGCGUUGUUCGACUACGAGCCAACGGAGGACUCGCUGCUGCCCUGUCGGGAGAUCGGCCUGCCCUUCCAGAAGGGUGACAUUCUGCAGAUCGUGGACCAGGCUGACCCGAACUGGUGGCAGGCACGCCGCAUCGAAGGCAACAGCCUCGGACCACCAGGUCUAGUCCCCUCGCUGGAGCUCGAGGAGCGGCGCAAAGCCUUCGUUCCUCCGGAGGCCGACUUUGUGCACAAGAUCAGCAUCUGCGGCACGCGUAUCUCGAAGAAGAAGAAACGCAAGAUGUACCAGUCCAAGUCGAACGGCGAAUUCGACGGGGCCGAGCUAUUGCUCUACGAGGAAGUCGCGAGGAUGCCACCCUUCAGGCGCAAGACUCUCGCCCUGGUCGGUCCAAGAGGUGUCGGUAGGAGGACGCUGAAGAACCGGCUGAUCAACAGCGAUCCCGAAAAGUUCGGGACCAUCGUGCCUUUCACUUCGAGGCCGCCACGAGUACUGGAAGAGAACGGCAAGAGCUACUGGUUCACCGAGCGCGACUCGAUGGAGACAGACAUCCGGGAGCACCGUUACCUGGAGCAUGGCGAACACGGUGGUCACCUCUAUGGGACGAAGCUCGACUCGGUGCGCGAACUCAUACGCGCCGGCAAGAUGUGCGUUCUUGACUGCAGUCCUGCAGCUCUCAAAAUUCUCCACAACAGCACCGAAUUCAUGCCCUACGUCAUCUUCAUCGCCGCACCUGGUAUGGAGCAACUCAAAUCGCUCUACGACUUGGGCAGGUCAACUGGGGCCAGCAAUCGAAACCUUACGUUUGAUCGCCAGAGUUCCAUCAGAUAUAGUUCAAGACGCGCCAGAACCCUGGAAUCCUUGGCAUCUCUAUACGAGGAAGACGAUCUAAAAUCGACAGUGGAGGAAUCAGCAGCCCUACAGCGUGCCUACGAGAAAUACAUCGACUUGGUGAUCGUCAACGAAGAUUUCGAUCACACCUUCCGACAGGUUGUUGCGGCCCUCGAUGCUCUCGCAAGCGAAGACCAGUGGGUCCCGGUCAACUGGAUCUAUUAAGCACUAUUACUAGCCUAUACAGCCAAUUUGUAUAUAUAUAUAUAUAAGGAGAAACAAAAAAGAACAAGAUAAAGAAUAGACAGAGGCAGGCAUUCCGCAUUUACGAGUUUGCGAAAACUUUUGAUAUCGGUCUUUACAUCUGAACCUUUUUAUUAUAUUAUGAUUUGCUCUUUUAUGUUUAAAAAUAUUAUUAUUAUUUUUAUUUUCAUUUUAUAAUGAACAGUAAAGUAAUACUUUUAAAAAUUAUUAUUUUGCAUUACGGACGAAGGAUAGGUAGAUUGCUCGAGUUACACUGUUUAACAGUUGACUUUGAGACUACCUUUACUUCUUUUAUGAAUUGUAUUCGAACGCGCGAGUAACGGAAUCGCAAAAUUACCAAGUACAAGCUUAGAUUCAAAGAUAAGUUGUUUUUUUGUAGCUUAUGUGAAUGAAAAAUCUUGAAAGAUUUUCAUUUUUUAUUAUUAUUAUUUUUUUUUUGCAUCAGAGCGCCGUCCAUUUAUUAAUUAUAAGUUCGCCAAUGAUUUACACGAGUUAAAUGAUUCUCAUCUUAUUGAUAUUUUUUCCAUGAAUUGCUUUCGAUUUAUUAAUUCUUCUUUCUUUUGAUGGCAUUGACUCGAUAUAAUGCACUGAAUUAAAAUUAUACGUAUAUUCCUGGCACGCGUUGCCUUAAAUUCUACAACCUUGAUUGCUAAUAUUUCAAAAUUUAUCUGCUAACGUCGCGAUUUUGUAAUGAUACCAAUGAAUAUUUUUUCACGCUACAUCACGAAGAAACUACUGUAUAAUUUUAUGCUAUAAUUAAAAAAUAUAAUCGAACUAUAUCAAGACUGUACAAAUUUUGAAAUAUCUGCAAUGGUCUUGGCUUGAAAAUACCAGCGCGAUUUUACUUGUGUUAUAUGUCGCACGAAAACACAUAACAACAAUAAUUAAGAUUAACUUACGAAAGCAAACAAUCAUCACAGUAUAUGAUGAGGAUAUGCAUUACGUAUAGGAGAAACAAAUUAUAAAAAUAAAUAAAUAUAUAUAUAUAUAUAUAUAUAUAUAUCUAUAUUUUUUACUGUAGAAAGAGUCGUUAUGUCGAGCUGAACAUUAAAUAAGGAAUGACGAAAAUUAACUAGAACGGCACUAAGAUAUUACUCGACGAUAACAGCGUUCGGAUUUGAAAUAAAUACGAUCAAAAAGUGUGAUGAAUGAGAUGAAUUAAAUUUAUAAAAUCUUUGUUACUCACAA